AUGGCCGCUACCACGACUGCUGCAAGAGGUCAGGCCUCGAGAGCUGCAGUCAAGAUACCUCCCAUUCCGCCAAACCAGACCUUAUACGUCACGAAUUUACCGUCAAACAAAAUAAACAAGGCAGACCUGAAAACGGCUCUUUAUAUGCUAUUUUCGACCUACGGCCCAGUCCUCGAUGUCGUGGCCUUGAAAACGAUGAAGAUGCGUGGCCAGGCUCAUAUCGUUUUUCGUGAUCUCCAAGCGGCGACCCAGGCGCUACGGUCGCUAGAGGGCUUCAAAUUCUUGGGCGCGGAGUUGCGCAUCCAAUACGCGAAAUCUAAAUCCGACGUGGUAGCAAAGCUGGACGGUACAUACAAGCUUCCAGGAUCAGCCGCCGCCAACGUCGAGAUGACCGAAGCUCAGCAAAGCAUUUUUAAUGCUCCCGCACCGGGCACCUCUACCACUACGGGCGCAGCCGCUACAACCCAGGCUUCGUCCGGUCUCCCUGCGAAACCGCCUCGAGGUCCCGACCGGGUUAUGACGGAUGCGAAGAGUCCCGAUACCCGAGGACAAAAGCGGCCUCGCGACGAAGAGGAGGAAGAGGAGGAGGAGAGUGACGAGGACGUAGCAAUGGAAGAAGACAGCGAUGAUGAAUGA
Messenger RNA from Annulohypoxylon truncatum, 636 nucleotides. Its product is annotated as RNA-binding domain-containing protein. NCBI's taxonomy places the organism in Eukaryota, Fungi, Ascomycota, Sordariomycetes, Xylariales, Hypoxylaceae. The transcript is spliced from 3 exons. The record is from RefSeq and is a predicted model, not a curated record. The coding region runs from base 1 to 636 and encodes 211 amino acids. Gene Ontology annotation, molecular function: RNA binding.